CUUAAAUUGUCAAAGUGCAUGUUUGGCGUUAUUGUUUGGUGUAUAGUUUCGUUUAUUUUGUGAAAGAAGCUAUGGCGUCUAAAGUAACAUUCAAGAUUACUCUUACAUCAGAUCCCAAACUACCAUUUAAAGUAUAAGAAGAUUGCGAAGAAUUUUGAUGGCAGCUAAAUGACUCAGCUUAUGAUUUAGAAUAUAAAUAAGAUAUGGAGGAAGAUGAAGCGGAACCUGUUCUUCAUCAUAUUGACAAAUUUCUUGUCUUGUGCGAAGAAACUUCAUGGAUAGAAUCUGCAACAGAAACUGCUGUAAAAUAUUCUUUCAAACUGGCUCAGUCUUUGGAAAUGCUUUAUUUGAAAAUGAAUUCAAAUGGUACUGCAAGCAAGUUUGAAGAGCAGUUAAUUAAUUGGUGGAAUAAAAAAAAUAGACAUGUUCCAUUUACAUUCAGUUUCUUUGAGGGAGCUAGUGACAAGUUAUUAAUAUCUUUCCUUUCCAAAGUGAAUGCAGAUGCACACAUAAUAUUUACUGCCAUAGACACAUAUAUUGAUCACUGUGGAAUGAUUAGAUUUGAAACUACAGUCCAAACUUUGCUGUCAGAAAGGGUCUGUGAAAGAACAGUUAUGCAUUUGCUGUCUUUGAAAAAUUGUGACGCAUAUGUGCUGAAAGAUUUUGAGUUUAUACUUAUGUCAAUGUGGACAAAUAAUCUUCUGCAUGGGAAAACAGAAAGAGUUGCACAGUCAGCCAGCAAAGUAAUUUCUGAUGAAAUUUAUGUUCCAUGUUUGUUCAAACUGCUGACUCUGAAAGAAAAGGAUGAAAGUAAUGCCAAUGUUAAAAAAAUUAUCCUAGAGAGAAUACUUUUAACAUUAAGGCAGGGAUCAGGCCCAGAAUUGGUAUUAUGGAAGAAGGUGCUUACAGCAGUUGAUGAAAGAACUGUGGUACUUGUGUCAGAAAGUUAUCCUGAGUUUCUUUCAACUUUCCUAGAGUUUGUGACAGAUGUUGGGAAAAACAUGAGAUGGGAAGUUCCAUAUUUUCUUAAACAUGGAAUUGUUAAAUGGGCUUCAUCAGACUCAAAAGCUUCACUAUCAGAUGAGGAAUUCAAUAUGGUUGUCAAAAUACUAAAAUCUCUUUCCAGUUCUGAAAUCAUAGGUUACCGUAUAUUUGCAUGGUUGGAUGAUUUAGUGUGUAAAUCAGAUUUCCCAUGGAGAGAUGUACGUUGUAUGUGUGUUUCUAAGAACUAAAUUUGAAACACAUUUUAUUAUUUCAUACAUAAGUUGCAAUGUUG
Molecule: messenger RNA, 1276 nt
Organism: Schistocerca americana (American grasshopper)
Lineage: Eukaryota; Metazoa; Arthropoda; Insecta; Orthoptera; Acrididae
Gene: Ufm1
Product: ubiquitin-fold modifier 1
Exons: 3
Coding region: 204-1232 (342 amino acids)
Biological process (GO): interstrand cross-link repair; protein K69-linked ufmylation
Cellular component (GO): nucleus; Fanconi anaemia nuclear complex; cytoplasm
Source: RefSeq, a predicted model, not a curated record